UACGAAGAACAGAGCAACUUCACGACACUCAGCCACUUCUUAUAUCAGUUACAUGUAUUUUAUUUAUACAGAUUAAACAUUAUUGUAAUUAAAAGUUGUACAAUUCAUUUUAAUAACACCUUGGAUCUGGAUCUGAUAUUGGCACGCAACAAUUUUGGCGCAGUCGGUAGGAUACACUUUUCAAGGAGGCAACCGUCAAAGGCUAUCAUCAACAAGGAAGACUUGAUCACUUUUCUUUGCUGAUAACUCCAGAAGAGAAAACCAACAACAACGUUGCAGUAUCAGACAAGAUGACAACAUCACAGAACAUGGCAUUAUUAUUGGUGUUGAUGGUUGGAAUAAGCAAGGCUAAUGAAAUAAACUCAUCAGACUAUUAUACAUAUACACCAUAUGAACAAGACAAGGGUUUGCAUUAUGAGAAUUUAGGUCCAAUUAGGAUAAUAGGAGCAGAAUAUAAGCUCAUUACUUACUUUUCACUAAAAGAAUAUAACGCGAAAUACGAGAUAUUAGGAGAAAAAAUGAAAAACAUAACAAACAUAUGUACUGAUAAAAAUCAUAUAGAUUUAUGCGGAAAAUAUCAAAUAGUAAUAACCGACUUAUACGACGAAAUAACUAAUCAAAAAGAAAGAAUGUAUUUAUCAUUAGGAGGUCAACCUGCUGAUCAAGAUACUAAUAAUCAAAGACAAAAGAGGGGAUUGAUAAAUAUUAUAGGUAAUGUUAUGUAUACGUUAUUUGGAGUAUGUGAUGACAAAUGUGUUAAGAAAACCAGAGAAGCAAUUCAAAAAACAGAAGAAACAGGAAAUAAUAUUUUACAUAUAAUGAAAACACAAACAACGGUAGUAAAAACAGUUGUAAAGAAAAUAGCUAAUACAAUCAAUCGUACUGAAGAGUUAUAUAAGGACGUGUCAAACAAAGAACAAAAAUUGCAUAAAAGAUU
Molecule: messenger RNA, 937 nt
Organism: Melanaphis sacchari
Lineage: Eukaryota; Metazoa; Arthropoda; Insecta; Hemiptera; Aphididae
Exons: 2
Source: RefSeq, a predicted model, not a curated record